Molecule: messenger RNA, 2086 nt
Organism: Nanorana parkeri
Lineage: Eukaryota; Metazoa; Chordata; Amphibia; Anura; Dicroglossidae
Gene: CCDC9
Product: coiled-coil domain containing 9
Exons: 11
Coding region: 36-1901 (621 amino acids)
Source: RefSeq, a predicted model, not a curated record
GACACCGCUGGGUUCCAGACGUAGUAUCUUGCGCUAUGGCCUCUGUGGUGGAUCUGAAGUCUAAAGAGGAGAAGGAUGCUGAGCUGGACAGAAAGAUCGAAGCCCUGCGUAAAAAGAAUGAAGCCUUAAUGAAGAGACAUAAGCUGAUUGAGGAGGACCGGAAAAUGGCAGAGCAAGAGGGCAAUGCAGUGACCACUCCAAGAAAAAUCAAAAUGUCAGAUGGCGAGCCAGAUAAAGCACGGAAAGAAAAGGAGAAUUUUUCGAUAACACUUGAUGUAUCCCCUGGGGAGAAAAGAAUUGUAAGUGAAGGUAAAGCUCCUCGAGACUCGCACACCCCUACUCGUACUAAAACCUCUCCGAGGAGCCCUACCCAAAGGGCAAGUGUACGAACAGGAGCUUACCCAGGAGGACGGAGCCCCCAGUUUGACAGAUCAGGUGAAACUUUUAAAUUUGAUGAUGACAACAUUCACCCAUCUGAGAGGAUGGAAAGGGGUAGGAGGAGGCAAGGUGCAGAAGCGCCAAAUAGAGGACCACGGGUAGCCAAAGAGGGCCCUUCAGUGGAGCAGUGGACACCGAGUUCUAGAGGAGGAAGAGGUCCAAGCCGAGGAAGAGGUGGAGACACUCCGGGAAGAGGAGGUGGUCUCAUUGUAAAUACAGAGGGUACUUCUGGAACUGACAGAAAGGUCAAGGAAUGGGAGGAGAAAAGAAAGCUGAAUAUAGAGAAGAUGAAUGAGGAGAUGGAGCAAAUUGCAGAAUAUGAGAGGCACCGAAGGGAUGGGAUGAGAGAAAAAAAUCCGAUUCGCAACUUUCUUGAUGAUCCUAGGAGAACAGGCCCUAUUGCAGAGGUUGACAGAAAGGAGGGUAGCCGCAGGCACACCAGAAAUUGGGGAGGCACGGAUUUUGAGAAGGUUAAAACCGGGAUGGACCGGGAAAGUCAUGUGAGAAGAUCUGGAGGUAGAAAUCAGAUGGAUAUGACAUUGUCGAUGACUGGGAGAGAGAGAGCAGAAUAUGUGCGCUGGAAGCAAGAGCGGGAACAGAUUGAUCAAGAGAGACUGGCACGCCAUCGAAAGCCCACCGGCCAGUGGAAGAGAGAGUGGGAUGCAGAGAAAACAGACACUAUGUUUAAAGAUGGAUCCACACCUCAUAUAGAGGAUGAACCUAUGGGCAGAAGAGAGCUGGAUAAGAGAGGCCCUCCGAAGCCCACCACUAUGGCAGAAUUUAUUCCUAGGAGCCUGCAAAGCUCAGGAGAAAAGAGAGAUCAGAAGAGAGGCCGAGGAAAAAACAAACCAUACAGUAUGCAUGACAGCCGUUGGGAAGAUGAUGAUGAGGAGGAAGUAAAUGAAAAGGACCAGAUGUUACCUGUGGAGGAAAAAGAGAAGGAGACGUGUGUGGAGGAAACUGAAGAAACAAAAGUUGAGGGUGCACAGAAAAAUACAUCUAAAGCCCCAAAACCUGUGGUGGAUGAAAAGAAAGAUGAAUUUAAACAUGACAAAGAGGAAUGUGAAGAGGGGGAAGAAGAUGAAGAAGAAUGGACUGAUGCUAGUGGUGAUGAUGAUGAUGAUGAUGAUGAAGAAGAAGAAGAUGAUGGCUCAGAAGUUGAGGAGGACUCCAUUGAAGAGGCUUCCAAAGCUUCUCCAGCAACUCCAAAGGAGCAAAGGCUACCUCAACAGAGGGAGACCCCCAAACUGAUCAUGCCUCCACCUAAUGUGAACAGUGAAGAAGGAGCUGUGGAGUCUAAACCCACCAGCCCAUUCUCCCCGGAUGGGCACCAUCCAGUGACUGACUGGGGAGAGGAGAUGGAACUGCUGUCACCUCCAGGAAGCAGUAAUGAGGACAGCCCUCCUCAAGUCGUUAAUAGGAAGGUGUUCACCAUGGACUCGAGAUCUCACUCAGGUCAGUGAAAGUUUGAGUGGUGCACUGACAAUGGCCUAUAUGCGCACACGUCUCACCCCAAGCUGGUGUAUCUGCUAGUGAUGGUUCACAGCUAAAACCAUGUUUUUCUGUAUGAGAGUCUGUCCUUUAACAGUGUUCACUGAACUGCAGACCGUUAUGUAGUCUUGGAAUUUCCAUUUAAAGAUACGUAAAA